AUGUUUGGGAUUCAGGAGAAUAUUCCGCGCGGGGGGACGACCAUGAAGGAGGAGCCGCUGGGCAGCGGCAUGAACCCGGUGCGCUCGUGGAUGCACACGGCGGGGGUGGUGGACGCCAACACGGCCGCGCAGAGCGGCGUGGGGCUGGCGCGGGCGCACUUCGAGAAGCAGCCGCCCUCCAACCUCCGGAAGUCCAAUUUCUUCCACUUCGUGCUGGCGCUCUACGACAGGCAGGGGCAGCCGGUGGAGAUCGAAAGGACCGCUUUUGUGGACUUCGUGGAGAAAGAGAAAGAGCCCAACAACGAGAAAACCAACAACGGCAUCCACUAUAAACUGCAGUUGCUGUACAGCAACGGAGUCAGAACGGAGCAGGACCUGUAUGUGCGCCUCAUAGAUUCAAUGACCAAACAGGCCAUCGUGUACGAGGGCCAGGACAAGAACCCGGAGAUGUGUCGCGUGCUGCUGACCCACGAGAUCAUGUGCAGCCGGUGCUGUGACAAGAAAAGUUGUGGCAACAGAAACGAAACGCCCUCAGACCCUGUAAUCAUUGACAGAUUCUUUCUAAAGUUUUUCCUCAAGUGCAAUCAGAACUGUUUGAAGAAUGCAGGCAACCCUCGAGAUAUGCGGAGAUUCCAGGUUGUUGUGUCGACAACAGUCAACGUGGACGGCCACGUGCUGGCCGUGUCUGACAACAUGUUUGUGCACAACAACUCCAAACACGGGCGGCGGGCCCGCCGUCUAGACCCGUCAGAAGCCACUCCGUGCAUCAAGGCCAUCAGCCCCAGUGAAGGCUGGACCACGGGGGGAGCCACCGUGAUCAUAAUCGGAGACAAUUUCUUCGACGGCCUGCAAGUCGUGUUCGGAACCAUGUUGGUGUGGAGCGAGCUCAUCACCCCCCAUGCCAUCCGCGUGCAGACCCCACCGCGGCACAUUCCUGGAGUCGUUGAAGUGACCCUGUCCUACAAAUCCAAGCAGUUCUGUAAAGGUGCUCCUGGGCGGUUUGUCUACACCGCCCUUAAUGAACCAACCAUAGAUUACGGCUUUCAGAGGUUGCAGAAAGUGAUCCCGAGACAUCCGGGUGAUCCCGAAAGGUUACCCAAGGUUAGUAAAAGAUCACGUGGCGCCCUGCGUGCAGUGGGUCCGCCACCGGGCCGGUUCCGGUUUGGGGGCAGCAGGGGGGCUUCCAGACGCCCCGAGCCCCGCGGCCACGGCGAGGCCGACAGGACCAUACCGCACCUCACGGCUUCGUCGGCUCGUGUCGGUGUCACAGGUGACCAGGUGCCCGCGAGGCCCUUGCCGGUGAGCGGCUAG
Molecule: messenger RNA, 1311 nt
Organism: Lynx canadensis (Canada lynx)
Lineage: Eukaryota; Metazoa; Chordata; Mammalia; Carnivora; Felidae
Gene: EBF3
Product: EBF transcription factor 3
Exons: 12
Coding region: 1-1311 (436 amino acids)
Biological process (GO): regulation of transcription by RNA polymerase II
Molecular function (GO): RNA polymerase II cis-regulatory region sequence-specific DNA binding; DNA-binding transcription factor activity, RNA polymerase II-specific
Source: RefSeq, a predicted model, not a curated record